CCGACUUGAAAUGUGACUCAAAAUAUUCGCUGCUGGAAUACCGUUUUGUGACAACUGAAGGAUUGUGUGUGCGCGCCUUCUGGUAUUCAUAGAGGGAUACGUUGAGGAGAAUACAUUUGCCAUGACAGUGGAUUUGCUUGCGAUUUUAUGUCUAAUCACCACGGUCUCAGCGGUUGAAGAAACGGUGAUGGACACCCGCACAGCCACUGCAGAAUUGGGCUGGACAGCAUACCCAGCGUCUGGGUGGGAGGAGGUCAGCGGAUACGAUGAGAACCUCAACACCAUCCGGACCUACCAGGUGUGCAACGUCUUCGAGUCGAGCCAGAACAACUGGCUCCUGACCACGUUCAUCGACCGCCGCGCCGCCCAACGCAUCUACGUGGAGAUGCGCUUCACCGUGCGCGACUGCAGCAGCAUCCCCAAUGUCCCGGGGUCCUGCAAGGAGACCUUCAACCUGUACUACUACGAGACCGACUUUGUCAUCGCCACCAAGGGCACCACCUUCUGGAUGGAGGCGCCCUAUCUGAAGGUGGACACCAUCGCGGCCGACGAGAGCUUCUCCCAGGUCGACUUCGGUGGGAGGCUCAUGAAGGUGAACACCGAGGUGCGGAGCUUCGGGCCUCUGUCCAAAAACGGCUUCUACCUGGCCUUCCAGGACUAUGGGGCCUGCAUGUCCCUGCUCUCCGUCCGCGUCUUCUACAAGAAGUGCCCCAGCAUCGUGCAGAACUUCGCCAUCUUCCCCGAGACCAUGACGGGCGCCGAGAGCACCUCGCUGGUCAUCGCCCGCGGGAUGUGCAUCCCCAACUCGGAGGAGGUGGACGUUCCCAUCAAGCUCUACUGCAACGGGGACGGCGAGUGGAUGGUGCCCAUCGGGAGCUGCACCUGCAAGUCCGGCUUUGAGCCGGACAACGCCAACGUGUGCAGAGCGUGCCCCCCAGGGACUUUCAAAUCCAACCAAGGGACUGGGCUGUGCCUGCAGUGUCCCUUCAACAGCAGGUCCACGGCGGAAGCUGCUGGAAUCUGUGUCUGCCGCAAUGGCUACUACCGCGGGGACAUGGACCAGCCAGACGCCCCCUGCACCAGCGUGCCCUCUGGCCCGCGGAAUGUCCUCUCCAUCGUGAACGAGACCUCCGUCAUCCUGGAGUGGCACCCGCCCCGGGAGACGGGCGGGCGGGACGAUGUGGUCUACAACAUCAUCUGCAAGAAGUGCCGCGCCGACCGCAGGUCCUGCUCCCACUGCGACGACAACGUGGAGUUCGUCCCUCGACAGCUGGGCCUCACCGAGACCCGCGUCUUCAUCAGCAACCUGUGGGCCCACACCGUCUACACCUUCGAGAUCCAGGCCGUCAACGGGGUCUCCAACAAGAGCCCCUACCCCGCCCAGCACGUGUCGAUUGACAUUACCACCAACCAAGCCGCUCCCUCGAUGGUACCCAUCAUGCACCAGGUCAGCUCAACCAUGAAAAGCAUCACGUUGUCAUGGCCACAGCCCGAGCAGCCCAACGGCAUAAUCCUGGACUACGAGCUGCGCUUCUAUGAGAAGGACCAGACUGAGUUCAACUCGUCCAUGGUGAAGAGCCAGACCAACACAGCCCGCGUGGACGGCCUGAAGCCUGGCACUAUGUACGUGAUGCAGGUGCGAGCCCGGACCGUGGCCGGCUUCGGCAAGUACAGCGGCAAGAUGUGCUUCCAGACCCUGACAGAUGAAGACUACAAGUCAGAGCUGAGGGAGCAGCUACCCCUCAUCGCGGGAUCAGCAGCAGCCGGGGUGGUGUUCAUCGUCUCACUAGUCGCCAUUUCAAUCGUCUGUAGAAGGAAGAGGGCGUACACCAAGGAUGCCGUGUACAGUGAUAAACUGCAGCACUACAGCACAGGGCGAGAUCUGACAAAUUGCCACUCCCCCAUUGGCUGCCCAACCCACUUCUCGGGUUCCCCAGGGAUGAAGAUCUACAUAGACCCCUUCACCUACGAAGACCCGAAUGAAGCAGUGCGAGAGUUCGCCAAGGAGAUUGAUGUAUCCUCUGUGAAGAUCGAGGAGGUCAUCGGCGCUGGGGAAUUCGGAGAGGUGUACAAAGGCAGGCUGAAGCUACCUGGAAAACGUGAGAUCUACGUGGCCAUCAAGACGCUGAAGGCCGGCUACUCUGAGAAGCAGCGCCGGGACUUCCUGAGCGAGGCCAGCAUCAUGGGCCAGUUCGACCACCCCAACAUCAUCCGCCUGGAGGGCGUGGUCACCAAGAGCCGGCCGGUCAUGAUCGUGACCGAGUUCAUGGAGAACGGAGCACUGGACUCCUUUCUAAGGCAAAACGACGGGCAGUUCACGGUCAUCCAGCUGGUGGGGAUGAUGCGAGGCAUUGCGGCCGGGAUGAAGUACCUCUCGGAGAUGAAUUACGUCCACCGAGACCUGGCCGCCAGGAACAUCUUGGUCAACAGCAACCUGGUGUGCAAGGUGUCCGACUUCGGACUCUCCCGCUACCUUCAGGACGACACGUCCGACCCCACCUACACCAGCUCCCUGGGCGGGAAAAUUCCAGUCAGGUGGACGGCCCCAGAGGCCAUCGCCUACAGGAAGUUCACCUCCGCCAGUGAUGUCUGGAGCUACGGCAUCGUCAUGUGGGAGGUGAUGUCGUUCGGAGAGAGGCCAUACUGGGACAUGUCCAACCAAGAUGUGAUCAAUGCUAUCGAACAGGACUAUCGACUGCCCGCGCCCAUGGACUGCCCCGCCGCCCUGCAUCAGCUCAUGCUGGACUGCUGGCAGAAGGACCGCAACGCCCGGCCCCGCUUCGCCGACAUCGUCAACACGCUGGACAAGAUGAUCCGCAACCCCACCAGCCUGAAAGCUGUGGCCACCAUCACCGCAAUGCCUUCUCAACCCCUUCUGGAUCGUUCCGUGCCAGACUUCAGCACCUUCACCUCCGUGGAGGACUGGCUGUGUGCCAUAAAGAUGACCCAGUACAGGGACAACUUCCUCAGCUCUGGCUUCACCUCCCUCCCGCUGGUUUCACAAAUGACAUCAGAGGACCUUCUCAGAAUAGGGGUGACUCUGGCGGGGCACCAGCGGAAGAUUCUCAACAACAUCCAGUCCAUGAGGGCGCAGUUGAGCCAGUCCCCCACGGCUGUGGCAUGACUAGAGGGGACGCUGAACGGCAGUGGCGGUAGUCUCCGCGGUAGCCUGCGGGGUACCCUCCGCGGUAGCUUGUGCGGGAGCCUGCGCGGGAACCGGCCGGUCGCCAUGGGCUCGAUGGAGCGAUCCCGCGUGGAAACCGUCGUCCUGAUCUGACCGAAUCACUGCCGUAUCAGCCUAACCCUCGCCUCGACGUUUCCCCUCCUUCACCGACUCUGGUACCGACUCGCCCCGGAAGACAGAAAAACGAAACCCGUUAAGUUAAAUGUACCGUGCGAAGACCCGAGAAAAAGAGUAUAUAUUAAGACGCUGUGGAAUACGGCCGAUUUUUAAAGCUUCGGGUUUACUCCUGUUUUUAUACGGAUUAUUUGUGCCCUCAGCCACCCGGGGAGAUAACAAAGGAAGGAAAAGUGUGCUUUCGUCCAUUUUCAUUCUUUGUUAGCCAUCGUAACUGUUCAGUCCCCAGGAAAACCAGUGCUGAGCUGCCUGCUAACGUUCAGGCGGAUAGCGUAGCCCACGGACGGCCCAAGAUGGCCGCCCCCGGCUCAGAACUCCAUCGGAGGAAUAUAAAUAAGUGCUCCUGUGUAAAUAUAAUGAAAUAAUCUGGAAAAAGUCUUCAUAUUGAAGGUCAUUUGUUAUAUAAAAACUUCUUUCUCUGCUUGCAUUUUUGGCAAAUAAGUACAUACAUGGAUUGUAAAUGAGUUAAAUGGAUUGUAAAUUAUACCUCGGUGGCCCCCGAAGCAGGGAUCAUUCCUGGAUGUUUUUAUUUUUGCUUUCAGUGCUAGAGGCCCACAGACUGCCAUGGAAAACAGGCUUUAGCCUCCCUGAAACUGUACAAAGAACAUUUUUUUGUGUCAAAUCCUAAAAAAAAAAACAUUUAUGUCUUCAAACAUUGUUGGCACGGGGUUUCCCAGCUGCUGAGCUCUUGCCUGUCAAGGCCUUUCCUCGUUCCUCUUCUGUGGCUCAUUUCCGUGUGAACUCUUGGAGCCGUGAUUCAGAGGAUAUGUUCCAGACCUGCAGCUCAAACUGUAGAGUACUGUGCCCCACAGGACCUUGGGAAAAUGACAAGGAACCCAGAUGUUUAUACAGUAGAAACAAGAACAGAAGCCGCCAACACAACGCUACAGACUGGACGCACUGUAAAUAGCGUGGCUUCAAGCUCUUCCUCUGUGUCAUUGUAUGAUUAAGAUUUGUUUUAUUGUGAUGAGUAUGUCAGAGUUUGUAACUGUAACUUUCUGAGAAAUAUUGUACUAAAAUGCACUCAAUAAAGAUGAAUCAACUGGACUGGC
Molecule: messenger RNA, 4410 nt
Organism: Conger conger (European conger)
Lineage: Eukaryota; Metazoa; Chordata; Actinopteri; Anguilliformes; Congridae
Product: ephrin type-B receptor 1
Exons: 17
Coding region: 122-3124 (1000 amino acids)
Biological process (GO): protein phosphorylation; cell surface receptor protein tyrosine kinase signaling pathway; axon guidance
Cellular component (GO): neuron projection; plasma membrane
Molecular function (GO): ATP binding; transmembrane-ephrin receptor activity; protein binding
Source: RefSeq, a predicted model, not a curated record